AUGGCAUCUUGGCUUGACCUUAUAUCGGAGGCUCAAGGGUGGACCUUGGUUGACACAGGGCGGCUAGAGAAACUGGUGGAAGGCAUGAGCCAUCCACAUUCUCAAUAUCCUUCGUUGAUUCUUUUUGCCGGAAAUGCCUCUCGUAUCAAAGCUCUUCAGGCUUUAUUUCCACGUAAUAACAUUACCAGGAGAGGGCCAGCAGGCUUCACUAGGCUACAUCUCAGUACUGAAACCGCUGAAAGCGAGCAACCUCUUCUCUUUGCAGAAGGCAGCUUACUCAGGCAUUCUGGCCUAGGUGGAUCAAGCCUUUGUCGCUGGCCCACUGAGAAGCUCCGACGAUAUCCCAUCUUCCACGGCAGGACGUCUUCUCUAAGGGACAUAAAAGAGCAUGUGAUAUCUAAACUUCUGCUUCCAUGGACACAAGUUCUAUGUUUUUUCGUAAAUGUCGCUGCAGAUGUACAGAAAGUCUAUCAGGUACUUGAUAUCCCGCGUGGCAAAAUUAAAUUUGGAUCACAAUUAGUGCCAAAUUCCCUCCGUGUAAUUAUGGUUUUAACUAGGAAGGAUGAGCGUGAGUCUGACGAUACAACUCUUGAUCAUUCAAUCAAAAGGUUGAAGGAAGAUUUGAAGCUGCAAAUCAUCACUGUUGACCUACGUGGCCGGCACCUUCUAUCUCCAACGGCAGCCUUCGAGCCUUUACGCCGUGAGGUUCUGAGUCAAAUUCAAAUCACACAAAGGGAAAAAACUGACCAGGGGUUUGCAUUUUCUGCGCAACAUUUGUGCACUCUUUGGAACAGAACUAUCAAACAAAUUAACACGAGCCUAGAGAAUUUAACCAUAGAUUGCCUCAAAAUUGCACGAGAGAACCACCAGCUCAAUCUGGUCUCCAGGAAUCACAUAGAAGUCUUUUUAAAUGAGGCGGCCAACUCCGGAUGUGAAGUGGAUGACAUUUAUGUGUUCAUCGCAUCUGCAUUUCUAUUGAACGCCUACCCUCCUUCUAUGCACCACAUUGUUUUCAAAGAACUCUACGAGCAAGAGUUAUUAGAGGCUUGGAGCAAACAAGCGAUGUCGAUGUCGAGAAGCGCUUGCCGCUCUGUUUUGGCCCACUUGAAUACUCUUUUCAACGAAAUGAGUCCAACCAAACCAUCUGCAAUUGUUAGGAAAAGGGUUGCAACAGGCUUUUUCCAGCGCUAUGGAGGGUUGUAUUCAACUAAUUCCUGCUUCAUAUGUCUAUGCAGAGCCCCCGAGCAUAUGAUGGCGUGUCGUCAUACAAUUUGCGACAUUUGUGUUGUCAUAUUUGGUAUGCCUAGUAGGAGCGCAGAGUACCAUUAUGAUUUGAAACAUUGCCCUUUAUGCAACAACGACGUUAAAAUAACUAUACAGCUUCUUCCUCCCACUAAAGGACCUUUGAUACUCAGUUUAGAUGGCGGUGGAAUUCGUGGUAUCAUACAACUAGGCCUUCUUCGCUCUCUCGAGCGCAGACUCGGCGGCGGGAUAACAAUUCCUCAUAUAUUUGAUCUGUGCGCGGGCACAAGUGUUGGAGGCCUCAAUAUCAUGGAUUUUAUUUUCAACAAAUCUUCUGCGGGACAAAGUUUCCACAAGUUUCCGGAGCUUGCUCGGAAGAUUUUUGGUUCUCCAGGCACCAGUCAAGAGCUCUCCGCACUCUCUAUUGCGAAAUGUGCUCUUUGGAUAAAAUACUUCACCGGAUUUCUUGCUGAUGGAUGGUAUGAUGGGAACGAAUUGGACAAUGUACUCCAGGAGGAGCUGGGUUUGAGUCGUCGCAUAUUCGAUUUUGGGACGACCCCUUCCACAGGUAGUCGAGUGGCUGUUAUCACAAGUCGAAUAUCCGAUGGCAAAGCUUGCGUUCUGGCAAAUUACAGGGGUAUGGGUUUGCGAGACAUUGAAUCCGCCUACGAGUUUCUCAUUCCGGAAACCCAGGCCCAUAAUCCAUUUCUGUGGGAGGCGUUCUUCAAAGCCAAAAAACUCCCCGGAUUUGGUUCAUUCCAAGAUGGUGGGGUGCGGGCAAACAAUCCCCUUGCCAUUGCUCUAAAGGAAUCCGCCAUCAUCUGGCCCAACGCCGGAAAACACGACCUAAUUGUUUCAAUUGGCACAGGGUCGACUGCGGAUGGGGUUGUCUCCGAGACUAACUGCAAAAGCGCCAUACGAGAUAGCGCUGUUCCCCGCUUGAUUCGAGCAUUCAUGGCUUCCCCAUCUAUGGAUGGUGAACAGGGCUUUUUUGAGGCACUGAACUUUGUUCCUGAUCACAUGCGCGCAGAUAUACAUCGGUUAGACCAUGUUCUUCCUGCACACCUACCAAGAUUGGAUGAUGUGAGCAAAUUGACGGAGCUAUCUAAAUUAUCCUUUAGCGUAUCCGAUAAUUUAAUGGACCAAAUACCUCUUCUAAAACAAGGUUCAUUCAUCUGUCAAGGAUCGAUUCUCUGCAAAGGCCCAAGGCCUAGGUCUGUUAUCAGGCAAUUGAUAGAAGAAUUGCCUGGAGCUCGAUUCCAAGUUGCGCAAGGAAUUGAUUUGGGCCCCAUCGAUGAGGAUCAUGGCUGCUAUGAGUGUGGCUAUUAUCGCAAAAAGGUGUCAAUUACUGUUAACAGUCUGGAAGAGAGAUUUAUAAUCGAAAUUGCUUCAUCUGGGGCCGGCCAACGAAUUGGUGGUUUCCCAAAAUCUGCCAAGGAAUUGCUUCAUGAUCAACAGGUGGAUAGUCAUUUUGGUCGGCCCGAUCAUGCGAUCAUUGCAUGGCCACGACAAAGGGCUUGUUUUUGCCUCCGGGGAACCAGAAGAGUCGUUCAAUUCGCAGACCCUCCUUCCAUAAUUAAGAAGCGCCGGCGUUGUAUCUAA
Messenger RNA from Penicillium cataractarum, 2844 nucleotides. Its product is annotated as patatin-like phospholipase family protein. Bases 1 to 2844 code for a protein of 947 amino acids. The transcript has 5 exons. Gene Ontology annotation, cellular component: membrane. The record is from RefSeq and is a predicted model, not a curated record. Lineage: Eukaryota; Fungi; Ascomycota; Eurotiomycetes; Eurotiales; Aspergillaceae. Gene Ontology annotation, biological process: arachidonate metabolic process.